Oikopleura dioica is the source of this 348-nucleotide messenger RNA. The record is from the annotation of a GenBank genome assembly. Lineage: Eukaryota; Metazoa; Chordata; Appendicularia; Copelata; Oikopleuridae.
AUGUUUCAACUGCUGUGGGUCUUCUUCGUCCAGUUGCUAGCCCAGACGGUGGAGAUCUAUCCAAGCGAGAAUUUCCGAUACAUAGCUGUCGUCAACGGAACGAAAUCGUAUGGGAUUAUUUUUGGGGCAGCUGAUCCAGAUCUAGAUACAACAGGCUUUACGUAUCUAAUCCGGGAUGAACUGCACCCGACCUUCAAUACUACGAUGGCGUUUCUUCUCCUUGGGCACACAGAGAACUCGAUCGGGUUCACAGACGAGUACCGCGGAAUCGUGCGUGACGCAGAUGGAAACGUGUUUCUGAACAAGACGGCAAUCAUCGCUCCCAGGGACGGGAUUCUGUGGCUCUAA